This is a messenger RNA of Talaromyces atroroseus, 2556 nucleotides long. RefSeq lists its product as hypothetical. Gene Ontology annotation, molecular function: DNA-binding transcription factor activity, RNA polymerase II-specific; RNA polymerase II cis-regulatory region sequence-specific DNA binding. Lineage: Eukaryota; Fungi; Ascomycota; Eurotiomycetes; Eurotiales; Trichocomaceae. The record is from RefSeq and is a predicted model, not a curated record. Gene Ontology annotation, biological process: regulation of transcription by RNA polymerase II. The transcript has 3 exons. The coding region runs from base 1 to 2556 and encodes 851 amino acids.
AUGUCGCAUGCACAACCUCACAGUCGACCGGGCACAGCUGACCCGCUUCGGUCUCGGUCGAACACUGCAAUGUCGAGAGCACAUCGUCGCCCUAGGUCAAGAGGCUCCACGGCCAGCAUUCAUUCGAGCACGACCCAGCAAACUCAAGACCAGCACAUGGGUGAUGGCUUUUCUCCGUUUAUGGCGGCUCAACAAGGGCCAACACACGGCGUGUUUAGUACGAACCCGGAAGAUAUGAUCAUGCGUUUCGGUUCGCAGUUGGUACAUUCAAAUAGUGCAGGCUCCCUGGAUGCCUCGAUGCAUGAUGCCCAUGGAGCUGUUAUUCCACGACCGGAGGAUUUUCAUGGUCUGCCGAACUCAAUGCCGGACAUGGUUGCCUCUCAUGGGCUUUCAGGCAUUCCCGUAAACCACUACGGUCAUAUCUAUGACACCAGUGCGAUGGACGCUCACAUGCCGGAUCGCGGUGACGAAAAUGACAACUCCGAGGCUGGUGGUCGAAAGAAACGAGGGUCCAGCUCCACUGUUGCAAAUGAUAAUGAACUGAGAAAACUUUUACGGCAAUAUGAAAACUUCUCUCUGAAGCAAAUGGCCGCCGAAGUUCAGAAGCAUGAAGGUGCCGGUGGUAAAUCAGAAAAAGUGAAACAGGUCUUUGCCAUGGUGUGGUUGAAGGAGAAUUGUAGAAAGAGUACUGGAUCUGUUCGACGAGAUCGUGUUUACUGUUGCUAUGCGGAGAGAUGUGGAAGUGAACAUGUUUCCGUUCUAAAUCCAGCUUCCUUCGGCAAACUUGUGCGAAUCAUCUUUCCGAAUGUUCAAACUCGUCGUCUCGGUGUCAGGGGUGAAUCAAAAUAUCAUUAUGUUGAUCUCACUGUCAUCGAGGACAAACCGCAACAAUCAAUAGGUCAAACGCCACAAGACAAACCUCCCUCAGUCAACGGAUCAGUAAACGCGGAGGGAACGGGAUUCAAUUCUUCCCUACGACCUCGCAGUAUCAGCGCAUCUCAACCCCCAGUUGACACAGCAGUGUUUCCUUCACCUACUACUUCUUUUACCCCGAAGUUUCCCCCUAUUUCUAGUGCUACCGGAUGCAAUUGCGAAACCCAAAAGCGAUUUCCGCAUGACCAGACCAUUACCUUGGAGAACAUCUCCAUCCAAACUGGAAAGAUGAUACGCCAAAUGCUCACCUUUCCCUCCUCAAAUACACCGCACGCCGAUAACGAGUCAUUGAAAUUACCUGAUAUCUCACCUUAUCUCCCUGCCAAUACGGAUGUCAAGGUAGCAGACGCCUUGGCAGCCCUGUAUAGGACACAUUGCAUCUCCGUCAUUGACAGUUUCCGUUUUUGCAAAGAAAGAAACCUGUUUCGUCACUUUUCCGCAUUCCACGGGACGUUGACUGUCCCAGUACAGAAACUGCUCAUUCAUCCAAACCUUGCUCCCUGGAUUAAGGAAUGCGACUGGCUUAUGUAUCAGAAGAUGAUCGAGUUCAUCGCUCCUCUGACUACUCAGGUGGUACCGCAGCCGGUGCUUGAUUCCUUCGGCUCCAUCUCGCAACGUCUUACAGCGCACAUUUCCGAAACCUUCAAAACUCACCCUAUUCACGUAUCCCUGUCGAGAUUAAUACCUGCGCAUUUGUUUUGCAACCUCCUAAAGCACAUGCUUGACGUCAAUCAAGCCGCUAAUGCUGCCGCCGCUUGGCUUUGCCACCCAAAUAAUCGCAAUCAAAUGUGGCUUGAUUUUGCUACGUUUGUGGAUCCUAUAGAAAUGAUCUCGAAAUCUGAUAUUCCGUCCUGCUCGGAGAAAGCAACAGAGCAAAUCCUGAGAUUUGAUGUUCGUGCGCUCCUCACGCCUCUGCAUAAUCCGACAUCUCCCACUGUACUUUCCUUCUACCAACAAAGCAGAGACGACACGGAAGAUCAGAAAAACACUGUUGAAUACUCGACGGGCGAUGAAUACAACUUCCCUGACAAAUGGAUUUCUUUCAUACUCAGCCUGCCGUCUCUCUUCCCCAACCAUCCUGCGCAGUGCAUAGUCGACAAAGUCGAUAGGCUAUGGGAUUGUGUCUUACAUCGCUUGACGCUUGCUGGUGCGCCCAGUUUUAGCGCUUGGUGGAUGACCAAAGUUUUCUUUCAUGAAAUGUUGUUAUGGCAAGUGGAGAAGGGCGGUUUCAUGAAACAUACGCCAGGCUCUCUACAGAAUGAGGCCUCAGCAGCAGCAGCAUCAUCAGGGCCGGAGAAUAAUCCACAACAAAACCACAUUGCGAGGCAAGGGAAUUUUGUCCUCGUAGUGAAGAACGAGCCUUUUGGGAAUUCCGAGAAUGGCUCCAUGACAGAAUCAACUGGGCGGCAAUCUAUUGAAAGAACAGUAAAUACAGCAGCAGGAAGCAGGUCCAUGAACGAAAAGAAUACGGCAGCGAUAUCUGAAAACAUGGCCAACCUUCAUGCGCCCAAUCAUGAUGAUAGUGGCAUCGGUCUUGACGAUGAUUCAAUGCUAAUGUCCGUCGGAAAAUACGAUAUCAUGACAAAUACAGAAGAUGCUGAAGGUGAUGUGGUUGUUAUCUGA